This is a messenger RNA of Corythoichthys intestinalis (scribbled pipefish), 2108 nucleotides long. RefSeq names its product phospholipid scramblase 2. The record is from RefSeq and is a predicted model, not a curated record. The transcript has 8 exons. Gene Ontology annotation, biological process: plasma membrane phospholipid scrambling. Gene Ontology annotation, cellular component: plasma membrane. Lineage: Eukaryota; Metazoa; Chordata; Actinopteri; Syngnathiformes; Syngnathidae. Bases 384 to 1322 code for a protein of 312 amino acids. Gene Ontology annotation, molecular function: phospholipid scramblase activity.
AAGCGAUUAACCGCAUAUCGAAGUCGAAACGCCACAAAUCAAAGACUGAAACGCCUUCAUUUCGACUUCCUUUCAUUUUCCUACGGCGUCCUAUUCAAUACAGUGAGAGGAAGGAACGUUUUUCAGCGCUUUUCGGAGGUUCGAAACAUCCUUCAGCGUCGACAAAAAGAAAAGGGAGGGAAAAGAGAAGAGCAGAGGAGAGGAGAGGGGCUUUAUCGGGGAGGAGUCGUGGAGACUGUUGUGUUGGGACAAGAAGAAGAGAAGAUUAGGCCACCACGCCAAACCUCUCCCGUGACGACUUUCGUUUCUCUCGCUUGGAAGGUCCGCAAACUUGUUGAUCUCAUUCCACAAAAAAGGAGGAAUUAACAGGAAGUGCUAGCGUCAUGUCAGGUUACACCCCUCAGGGGCCCUACCCGAUGACUCCUCACGGGGGCCAGUCGGUGGCCCCUUAUCCCACAUUCCAGGGCGGCUACGGGGAUUCCGCACCGGCCCCUCCUCCGGGCUUCAGUGUAGACUACAACCAAAGUCCACCCCCUGUAUUGUUUCAACCGGGACAGAUGGGGGCGGGCCCUUACGGCGGAGGAGCGGCUCCUUACGGCGGGACGCCGGCGGUGCCGGGGCCGGCCGCCUCGGUCCCUGUCGGGGUCCCGCCGGGACUUGAAUACCUCACUCAGAUCGACCAGAUUCUGAUUCAUCAGAAAGUGGAGCUUCUGGAAGCGUUCAUCGGCUUCGAGACCAACAACCAGUACGAGAUCAAAAACAGCCUGGGCCAGAAGAUCUACAAAGCCAAGGAAAAGAACGACUGCUGCACCAGGAACUGUUGCGGAUCUCUCCGCAGCUUCGACAUGAAAAUCAAGGACAACGGCGAUCGCGAGGUCAUCCGCCUGAUCAGGCCCUUCCGCUGCGUCUCCUGCUGGUGCCCGUGCUGCUUGCAGGAGCUGGAGGUGCAGGCGCCGCCGGGAACGACGGUGGGCUUCGUCAAGCAGGAUUGGCACCCCUUCCUACCGCGCUUCUCCAUCCAGGGGCCCAACAAGGAGACCCUGAUGAAGUUGGAGGGCCCCUGCUUUGCCUGCAACUGCUGUGGCGAUGUCACUUUUGAGCUGACGGGCAAAGACGGGGGUCAGCCCAUCGGUCGCAUUUGCAAGCAGUGGAGCGGCCUCCUGAAGGAAGUGUUCACCGACACAGACAACUUUGGCAUCCAGUUCCCUCUGGACAUGGAUGUCAAGAUGAAAGCCGUCCUCUUGGGUGCCUGCUUCCUCAUCGAUUUCAUGUUCUUUGAGAAGGUGGGCGAGGCCAACCAGCGCAGCACCGUCUUCUCGUAAGACAGCGAAGGAAUAUUCUCCCCGUGAUUGCCGACAGCCGCUGUCGCCUUAUUUGCACUCCUCGAGUCCAUAUUUGGGAAAUAUUUCAAGGCAAGUGCCUGAUUGUAUUGCCACUUGACCUUAUGUUACUAUUCCACUAUAGUUAGUAUUUUUAUCAAUAACCAAAGUGCAAAUCUUACAUAUUGCUCCUUCAAUGUACAAGGACACCAGUUAGUCAAUGCAAAUCAUCAGAAAUGAGUUUAUUUUACAGAGCAAUACUGUAAUGCACGUGUCCCGUUCACGGUGAUAUAAAAAAAAAAUAAAAGUGUCAUCAAAGUGAGUCUUUUCAAAAGCGACGGCUUACACGCGUCGCUCGGCGGAAGCGGAGCGAUCGUCACGCGACCAGCGGAUCAGGUAUCGGCUGGCGAGCUGCAGGUUCCACUGGUACCGGGCGAGUAUCCUGAGGCAGUCCUCCUUCGAGCACAGACUCAACGAGUAGAGCUGCUCCAACUGUAAAGACGCGGCCGUUAACGAUACCUUUACCGACGGUCGCUUCCGAAAAAUUGUUCCCACGAACGCGCCGUCGAAAACGCUUCGUCGCGGGCCUUCGUCACGCUUUGGCGUUUGGGAAAAUUGACCCCAAAAAUCCCGUCGUUUUCGGGCACUCGCCUUGAGUUGCUGCUCGGCUCGCGGCGGGUUCCAGUCGUUGCGUUGCAGUGCGGCGCGAGCCUCCUCGAUGGUCACGCCGUGCACGGCGUCCAUCACCUACGUAAUGCAAAAAUGUGACUCGUCUUGGAGAAAAAGUCU